UUCAUCAUUGGUUUACAACUAAUGGCAAUGCUUUGAAAGACGCAUCACAUGAUCACAAAACGGACGUCUGCUGAUAGCGCUGAAACCCACUUUACUUUCGUUUUGCAGCUGGGAGCGAGCAGUUGCACGCAGCAAAGAAAUUAUCUGUUAUAUAAACUAGCAUUAAAGAAAUGAAAAAUGGCGAAAUGUUGGAAAUCCAUGUUGUUGUUUGCUUUCCUUGUGAUUUGUGUUGAAGCAUCAAAGCAUCAAACUGCAAAAAAGGAGCAGAAAUCCCAGAGUCAAAAUGGAAGAUUCUCAUUCUUAUCAAAAUUAAAAUCACUCCAUCUCAGUGGUUUGGGCAAUGUUAUAUGUCCUGAUGGAGUAACUUCUUGUAAUGAUGGAUAUACUUGUUGUUUGCUUUCUGAUGGCAGAUAUGGUUGUUGUCCUUACCCAAAUGCAAACUGCUGCAAUGAUCACAUACAUUGUUGUCCAUAUAAUUAUUAUUGUCAAGUUCCAUACUGCAAUCCAAGGCGGAAGUUUGAGAAAAAGACAUUGACACUUACUAAAACAGUUUCAAAAAAACCUAGUAACUAUUUACUUCACCUGUAUGGUGCUUAUAAUGCAGUGAUAUGCCCUGAUAAGAGAUACACAUGUCCUGGAGGCCAUACAUGUUGCAAAAAGGAAAAUGGGGAAUAUGCCUGCUGUCCCUUUGUAAAUGCUGGUUGCUGCAGUGAUGGUGUUCAUUGCUGUCCGAAGGGAUUUUAUUGUGACUACAAAGAAAGAAAGUGCAAUAAAGAAUUAGUACGCAUGCCUCUGGGUAUUAAAACAAGGGCUAAGCCUAUUCCUAAGUUGCUGCAAGCAUUCUUAGGGUUAAAAAAGAAAGAAAUCAGCAAACCAAACACUGUAAAUUGCUCUGGUGGCAUAUAUUAUUGUAAGACUGGAGAGACAUGUUGUUUAACAUCAAAAGGCGUGUAUGCUUGCUGUCCAUUGCCCAAUGCUGUUUGCUGCUCAGAUCAUCAACAUUGCUGCCAACAUGGAACUAAAUGUGAUGUAAAACAAUUGAAAUGCGUGCCAAAAAAUGGAGGACUAGAUCAAGAAAUUUUAAAAAAACAUCCUGCACAAAUGCAUAAGCAUAUUAGCUCUAAAUUUCCUGUUCAAUGUCCUGAUCACACUCAUUAUUGCCCAGCUGGAUCAACAUGUUGUUUGACCUCCGCUGCUAGUUAUGGUUGUUGUCCAGUUCCAAAAGCUGUUUGUUGUGAAGAUGAAAAGCAUUGUUGUCCAGAAAAUUCAAAGUGCUUUUCUGGAAAAUGUGCAUUUUCUAAUGGCAAUGUUGUUACUGCUCUUGUAAAAAUGCCAGCAAAACCAAUGACCAUAUGCCCUGAUGGACACACUUCAUGUCCUGACAGUUGGACUUGUUGUAAAUCUGAACAAGGGUAUGGGUGUUGCCCUCUUCCAGAUGCUGUUUGCUGUGAUGAUCUUAAGCAUUGUUGUGAGAAUGGUUAUGAAUGUACAGCAGGGGUAUGUCACCUUGGCACGACACAGAAGUCUAUGGUAAAGCAUGUUUCAGGAUAUGUUAUCAGAAGCACAGAUACUGAUCAAAUUAAACUCUGCUCUGAUGGGAAAACGAAAUGUGAUGAAUCCAAAACAUGCUGUGAUAAAAUAUUGAAUGAAAGCUACUGUUGCCCCUUCCCUAAUGCAGUCUGCUGUCUUAAUAACAGUCAUUGUUGCCCACAAGGCUUCACUUGCUCUCAACAUGGAAUUUGCAACAAAAACGGUGUGUCAAAAUCACCAUUUAGAAACAUUUUCUCACAAAUUUGUCCUGAUGGUGUAACAGAAUGUCCAUCAAACAACACUUGUUGUAAAUUAUCUACUGGGGGAUAUGGAUGUUGUCCUUUGCCUCAAGCUACUUGCUGUUCUGACGGUGUACACUGCUGUCCGAAUGGUUAUUCCUGUUCGGCAGGUUAUUGUGUGAAAGGAGACGAAAGAAUCGAAGCAUCAAGACAUACCAGUGGCAUAAAAAAAGCCUUGGUAGUAUGUCCAGACGGAGUGUCACAAUGCCCUUCAGGAAGCACGUGCUGUAAACUGUCUACAGGAGGCUAUGGAUGUUGUCCCCUGCCCAAGGCUACCUGCUGUUCUGAUGGUGUUCACUGCUGCCCAAACGGUUAUUCUUGUUCAGCAGGUUCCUGUGUGAAAGGAAAGGAACAAAUUGAAGCGUCUAAACAUACUAGCUCUAUAAAGAAAGCCUUGGUAGUAUGUCCGGACGGCACGGAAUGUGCGACUGGGAGCACGUGCUGUAAAUUAUCUACUGGGGGAUAUGGAUGUUGUCCUUUGACUCAAGCUACCUGCUGUUCUGACGGUGUACACUGCUGUCCGAAUGGUUAUUCCUGUUCGGCAGGUUAUUGUGUGAAAGGAGACGAAAGAAUCGAAGCAUCAAGACAUACCAGUGGCAUAAAGAAAGCCUUGGUAGUAUGUCCAGACGGAGUGUCACAAUGCCCUUCAGGAAGCACGUGCUGUAAACUGUCUACAGGAGGCUAUGGAUGUUGUCCCCUGCCCAAGGCUACCUGCUGUUCUGAUGGUGUUCACUGCUGCCCAAACGGUUAUUCUUGUUCAGCAGGUUCCUGUGUGAAAGGAAAGGAACAAAUUGAAGCGUCUAAACAUACUAGCUCUAUAAAGAAAGCCUUGGUAGUAUGUCCGGACGGCACGGAAUGUGCGACUGGGAGCACGUGUUGUAAAUUAUCUACUGGGGGAUAUGGAUGUUGUCCUUUGCCUCAAGCUACUUGCUGUUCUGACGGUGUACACUGCUGUCCGAAUGGUUAUUCCUGUUCGGCAGGUUAUUGUGUGAAAGGAGACGAAAGAAUCGAAGCAUCAAGACAUACCAGCUCUAUAAAGAAAGCCUUGGUAGUAUGUCCAGACGGAGUGUCACAAUGCCCUUCAGGAAGCACGUGCUGUAAACUGUCUACAGGAGGCUAUGGAUGUUGUCCCCUGCCCAAGGCUACCUGCUGUUCUGAUGGUGUUCACUGCUGCCCAAACGGUUAUUCUUGUUCAGCAGGUUCCUGUGUGAAAGGAAAGGAACAAAUUGAAGCGUCUAAACAUACUAGCUCUAUAAAGAAAGCCUUGGUGGUAUGUCCGGACGGCACGGAAUGUGCGACUGGGAGCACAUGCUGUAAAUUAUCUACUGGGGGAUAUGGAUGUUGUCCUUUGACUCAAGCUACCUGCUGUUCUGACGGUGUACACUGCUGUCCGAAUGGUUAUUCCUGUUCGGCAGGUUAUUGUGUGAAAGGAGACGAAAGAAUCGAAGCAUCAAGACAUACCAGUGGCAUAAAGAAAGCCUUGGUAGUAUGUCCAGACGGAGUGUCACAAUGCCCUUCAGGAAGCACGUGCUGUAAACUGUCUACAGGAGGCUAUGGAUGUUGUCCCCUGCCCAAGGCUACCUGCUGUUCUGAUGGUGUUCACUGCUGCCCAAACGGUUAUUCUUGUUCAGCAGGUUCCUGUGUGAAAGGAAAGGAACAAAUUGAAGCGUCUAAACAUACUAGCUCUAUAAAGAAAGCCUUGGUAGUAUGUCCGGACGGCACGGAAUGUGCGACUGGGAGCACGUGUUGUAAAUUAUCUACUGGGGGAUAUGGAUGUUGUCCUUUGCCUCAAGCUACUUGCUGUUCUGACGGUGUACACUGCUGUCCGAAUGGUUAUUCCUGUUCGGCAGGUUAUUGUGUGAAAGGAGACGAAAGAAUCGAAGCAUCAAGACAUACCAGCUCUAUAAAGAAAGCCUUGGUAGUAUGUCCAGACGGAGUGUCACAAUGCCCUUCAGGAAGCACGUGCUGUAAACUGUCUACAGGAGGCUAUGGAUGUUGUCCCCUGCCCAAGGCUACCUGCUGUUCUGAUGGUGUUCACUGCUGCCCAAACGGUUAUUCUUGUUCAGCAGGUUCCUGUGUGAAAGGAAAGGAACAAAUUGAAGCGUCUAAACAUACUAGCUCUAUAAAGAAAGCCUUGGUAGUAUGUCCGGACGGCACGGAAUGUGCGACUGGGAGCACGUGUUGUAAAUUAUCUACUGGGGGAUAUGGAUGUUGUCCUUUGCCUCAAGCUACUUGCUGUUCUGACGGUGUACACUGCUGUCCGAAUGGUUAUUCCUGUUCGGCAGGUUAUUGUGUGAAAGGAGACGAAAGAAUCGAAGCAUCAAGACAUACCAGCUCUAUAAAGAAAGCCUUGGUAGUAUGUCCAGACGGAGUGUCACAAUGCCCUUCAGGAAGCACGUGCUGUAAACUGUCUACAGGAGGCUAUGGAUGUUGUCCCCUGCCCAAGGCUACCUGCUGUUCUGAUGGUGUUCACUGCUGCCCAAACGGUUAUUCUUGUUCAGCAGGUUCCUGUGUGAAAGGAAAGGAACAAAUUGAAGCGUCUAAACAUACUAGCUCUAUAAAGAAAGCCUUGGUAGUAUGUCCGGACGGCACGGAAUGUGCGACUGGGAGCACGUGUUGUAAAUUAUCUACUGGGGGAUAUGGAUGUUGUCCUUUGCCUCAAGCUACUUGCUGUUCUGACGGUGUACACUGCUGUCCGAAUGGUUAUUCCUGUUCGGCAGGUUAUUGUGUGAAAGGAGACGAAAGAAUCGAAGCAUCAAGACAUACCAGCUCUAUAAAGAAAGCCUUGGUAGUAUGUCCAGACGGAGUGUCACAAUGCCCUUCAGGAAGCACGUGCUGUAAACUGUCUACAGGAGGCUAUGGAUGUUGUCCCCUGCCCAAGGCUACCUGCUGUUCUGAUGGUGUUCACUGCUGCCCAAACGGUUAUUCUUGUUCAGCAGGUUCCUGUGUGAAAGGAAAGGAACAAAUUGAAGCGUCUAAACAUACUAGCUCUAUAAAGAAAGCCUUGGUGGUAUGUCCGGACGGCACGGAAUGUGCGACUGGGAGCACGUGCUGUAAAUUAUCUACUGGGGGAUAUGGAUGUUGUCCUUUGACUCAAGCUACCUGCUGUUCUGACGGUGUACACUGCUGUCCGAAUGGUUAUUCCUGUUCGGCAGGUUAUUGUGUGAAAGGAGACGAAAGAAUCGAAGCAUCAAGACAUACCAGUGGCAUAAAGAAAGCCUUGGUAGUAUGUCCAGACGGAGUGUCACAAUGCCCUUCAGGAAGCACGUGCUGUAAACUGUCUACAGGAGGCUAUGGAUGUUGUCCCCUGCCCAAGGCUACCUGCUGUUCUGAUGGUGUUCACUGCUGCCCAAACGGUUAUUCUUGUUCAGCAGGUUCCUGUGUGAAAGGAAAGGAACAAAUUGAAGCGUCUAAACAUACUAGCUCUAUAAAGAAAGCCUUGGUAGUAUGUCCGGACGGCACGGAAUGUGCGACUGGGAGCACGUGUUGUAAAUUAUCUACUGGGGGAUAUGGAUGUUGUCCUUUGCCUCAAGCUACUUGCUGUUCUGACGGUGUACACUGCUGUCCGAAUGGUUAUUCCUGUUCGGCAGGUUAUUGUGUGAAAGGAGACGAAAGAAUCGAAGCAUCAAGACAUACCAGCUCUAUAAAGAAAGCCUUGGUAGUAUGUCCAGACGGAGUGUCACAAUGCCCUUCAGGAAGCACGUGCUGUAAACUGUCUACAGGAGGCUAUGGAUGUUGUCCCCUGCCCAAGGCUACCUGCUGUUCUGAUGGUGUUCACUGCUGCCCAAACGGUUAUUCUUGUUCAGCAGGUUCCUGUGUGAAAGGAAAGGAACAAAUUGAAGCGUCUAAACAUACUAGCUCUAUAAAGAAAGCCUUGGUAGUAUGUCCGGACGGCACGGAAUGUGCGACUGGGAGCACGUGUUGUAAAUUAUCUACUGGGGGAUAUGGAUGUUGUCCUUUGCCUCAAGCUACUUGCUGUUCUGACGGUGUACACUGCUGUCCGAAUGGUUAUUCCUGUUCGGCAGGUUAUUGUGUGAAAGGAGACGAAAGAAUCGAAGCAUCAAGACAUACCAGCUCUAUAAAGAAAGCCUUGGUAGUAUGUCCAGACGGAGUGUCACAAUGCCCUUCAGGAAGCACGUGCUGUAAACUGUCUACUGGAGGCUAUGGAUGUUGUCCCCUGCCCAAGGCUACCUGCUGUUCUGAUGGUGUUCACUGCUGCCCAAACGGUUAUUCCUGUUCAGCAGGUUCCUGUGUGAAAGGAAAGGAACAAAUUGAAGCGUCUAAACAUACUAGCUCUAUAAAGAAAGCCUUGGUAGUAUGUCCGGACGGCACGGAAUGUGCGACUGGGAGCACGUGUUGUAAAUUAUCUACUGGGGGAUAUGGAUGUUGUCCUUUGCCUCAAGCUACUUGCUGUUCUGACGGUGUACACUGCUGUCCGAAUGGUUAUUCCUGUUCGGCAGGUUAUUGUGUGAAAGGAGACGAAAGAAUCGAAGCAUCAAGACAUACCAGCUCUAUAAAGAAAGCCUUGGUAGUAUGUCCAGACGGAGUGUCACAAUGCCCUUCAGGAAGCACGUGCUGUAAACUGUCUACAGGAGGCUAUGGAUGUUGUCCCCUGCCCAAGGCUACCUGCUGUUCUGAUGGUGUUCACUGCUGCCCAAACGGUUAUUCUUGUUCAGCUGGUUCCUGUGUGAAAGGAAAGGAACAAAUUGAAGCGUCUAAACAUACUAGCUCUAUAAAGAAAGCCUUGGUGGUAUGUCCGGACGGCACGGAAUGUGCGACUGGGAGCACGUGUUGUAAAUUAUCUACUGGGGGAUAUGGAUGUUGUCCUUUGCCUCAAGCUACUUGCUGUUCUGACGGUGUACACUGCUGUCCGAAUGGUUAUUCCUGUUCGGCAGGUUAUUGUGUGAAAGGAGACGAAAAAAUCGAAGCAUCAAGACAUACCAGUGGCAUAAAGAAAGCCUUGGUAGUAUGUCCAGACGGAGUGUCACAAUGCCCUUCAGAAAGCACGUGCUGUAAACUCUCUACAGGAGGCUAUGGAUGUUGUCCCCUGCCCAAGGCUACCUGCUGUUCUGAUGGCGUUCACUGCUGCCCAAACGGUUAUUCUUGUUCAGCAGGUUCCUGUGUGAAAGGAAAGGAACAAAUUGAAGCGUCUAAACAUACUAGCUCUAUAAAGAAAGCCUUGGUAGUAUGUCCGGACGGCACGGAAUGUGCGACUGGGAGCACGUGUUGUAAAUUAUCUACUGGGGGAUAUGGAUGUUGUCCUUUGCCUCAAGCUACUUGCUGUUCUGACGGUGUACACUGCUGUCCGAAUGGUUAUUCCUGUUCGGCAGGUUAUUGUGUGAAAGGAGACGAAAGAAUCGAAGCAUCAAGACAUACCAGCUCUAUAAAGAAAGCCUUGGUAGUAUGUCCAGACGGAGUGUCACAAUGCCCUUCAGGAAGCACGUGCUGUAAACUGUCUACAGGAGGCUAUGGAUGUUGUCCCCUGCCCAAGGCUACCUGCUGUUCUGAUGGUGUUCACUGCUGCCCAAACGGUUAUUCUUGUUCAGCAGGUUCCUGUGUGAAAGGAAAGGAACAAAUUGAAGCGUCUAAACAUACUAGCUCUAUAAAGAAAGCCUUGGUGGUAUGUCCGGACGGCACGGAAUGUGCGACUGGGAGCACGUGUUGUAAAUUAUCUACUGGGGGAUAUGGAUGUUGUCCUUUGCCUCAAGCUACUUGCUGUUCUGACGGUGUACACUGCUGUCCGAAUGGUUAUUCCUGUUCGGCAGGUUAUUGUGUGAAAGGAGACGAAAAAAUCGAAGCAUCAAGACAUACCAGUGGCAUAAAGAAAGCCUUGGUAGUAUGUCCAGACGGAGUGUCACAAUGCCCUUCAGAAAGCACGUGCUGUAAACUCUCUACAGGAGGCUAUGGAUGUUGUCCCCUGCCCAAGGCUACCUGCUGUUCUGAUGGCGUUCACUGCUGCCCAAACGGUUAUUCUUGUUCAGCAGGUUCCUGUGUGAAAGGAAAGGAACAAAUUGAAGCGUCUAAACAUACUAGCUCUAUAAAGAAAGCCUUGGUAGUAUGUCCGGACGGCACGGAAUGUGCGACUGGGAGCACGUGUUGUAAAUUAUCUACUGGGGGAUAUGGAUGUUGUCCUUUGCCUCAAGCUACUUGCUGUUCUGACGGUGUACACUGCUGUCCGAAUGGUUAUUCCUGUUCGGCAGGUUAUUGUGUGAAAGGAGACGAAAGAAUCGAAGCAUCAAGACAUACCAGCUCUAUAAAGAAAGCCUUGGUAGUAUGUCCAGACGGAGUGUCACAAUGCCCUUCAGGAAGCACGUGCUGUAAACUGUCUACAGGAGGCUAUGGAUGUUGUCCCCUGCCCAAGGCUACCUGCUGUUCUGAUGGUGUUCACUGCUGCCCAAACGGUUAUUCUUGUUCAGCAGGUUCCUGUGUGAAAGGAAAGGAACAAAUUGAAGCGUCUAAACAUACUAGCUCUAUAAAGAAAGCCUUGGUAGUAUGUCCGGACGGCACGGAAUGUGCAACUGGGAGCACGUGUUGUAAAUUAUCUACUGGGGGAUAUGGAUGUUGUCCUUUGCCUCAAGCUACUUGCUGUUCUGACGGUGUACACUGCUGUCCGAAUGGUUAUUCCUGUUCGGCAGGUUAUUGUGUGAAAGGAGACGAAAGAAUCGAAGCAUCAAGACAUACCAGUGGCAUAAAGAAAGCCUUGGUAGUAUGUCCAGACGGAGUGUCACAAUGCCCUUCAGGAAGCACGUGCUGUAAACUGUCUACAGGAGGCUAUGGAUGUUGUCCCCUGCCCAAGGCUACCUGCUGUUCUGAUGGUGUUCACUGCUGCCCAAACGGUUAUUCUUGUUCAGCAGGUUCCUGUGUGAAAGGAAAGGAACAAAUUGAAGCGUCUAAACAUACUAGCUCUAUAAAGAAAGCCUUGGUAGUAUGUCCGGACGGCACGGAAUGUGCGACUGGGAGCACGUGUUGUAAAUUAUCUACUGGGGGAUAUGGAUGUUGUCCUUUGCCUCAAGCUACUUGCUGUUCUGACGGUGUACACUGCUGUCCGAAUGGUUAUUCCUGUUCGGCAGGUUAUUGUGUGAAAGGAGACGAAAGAAUCGAAGCAUCAAGACAUACCAGUGGCAUAAAGAAAGCCUUUGUAGUAUGUCCGGACGGAGUGUCACAAUGCCCUUCAGGAAGCACGUGCUGUAAACUGUCUACAGGAGGCUAUGGAUGUUGUCCCUUGCUCAAGGCUACCUGCUGCUCUGAUGGUGUUCACUGCUGCCCCAAUGGUUAUUCGUGCUCUGGAGGCUUUUGUACUAAAGGUGGUGAUGUCUUAGUCGCUUCAAAACACUUUGGAGCUAUUUCCUUCCCCUCAGUUGUGGUGUGUCCUGAUAAGGUAUCGCAGUGUUCAGAUGGUAGUACGUGUUGUAGGUUAUCAAGUGGAGCUUAUGGCUGUUGUCCUUUGCGCAAUGCUGUCUGUUGCGAUGACCAUGUUCAUUGCUGUCCUGGAGGGUAUAGGUGCAGUGGCGAUGGAUAUUGUGAAGCUGGUACCCAAAAAAUUCUGGCAUCAAAGACUCUUCAAGUGGACAACAAAAAAGUCCCAGCACUUGAUGCCUUUUCGUAUCAUAAGGAUAAUACUGCAACGCACGUCUCCAGGGGCAGUUACUAUUCGCGAAGAGAUGAUUUUCUCAUGAAAGUUUUGCUUAAUCAAAUGAAGAAAUGUCCAAAUGGCAAAACAACCUGUAAGCAGUAUGAAACUUGUUGUGGCAGCCAGUGUUGCCCAUAUGGAAAUGAUUGCUCGAAAGAUGGAGUUAACUGUCAAGAAAAUGUCAAGAGCAAUAAGAUAGGGGAUACACUUUGUCCGGAUGGCAAAUCGAAAUGUCUUGCUGGUACAUCAUGCUGUUUGACGAAAGGAGACGUGUAUCAGUGCUGUCCAAUAGCGCAUGCCACAUGUUGUGACGAUGGUGUACAUUGUUGUCCAAAGGGCUGGAAUUGCUUAACAUCAAAAGGUCUUUGCAAACGCCCUGGUGUGUUAAGUUUUGUUGAGAUGAGAAAAACGGAAACCAGUGUGUCGGUAGUGGAAGAGGAAGUCCGUCAAGAUGGCGGAUAUGUCACGUUCUAAUUUUUACUUUUUUCUUAUAUUUCUGUUUUGUUGUGUUAGAGAUGUUGAAAAUUGAUAACUAGUUAUUUUUUCGACUUAAUUUUUUAUUUUGUGUUGUGUUGUUGGAAUUAUAUAUUAGAAUAAGUAGUUGAUAGAGAAUUUUGAUAAUUAUUCGUGUGUGUGUGUUUUGUUAAGUGAAAAACUUUUAAUACGUCAGCAUUCUUAAAAUGUUAUAUCUGUAGUUUUUGCUAGUUCAUGAUGUAUAGUUUAGUGUCUGUUUAUUAAAAUAAGAUUUGUCUUGGCGAUACACGCAAUUUUGAAGGAAAAAAUAAAGUCUUUAAUUUUUACUUCUAUGCUUAUGUAAUGUUGAUUUAGUUUGUAAUUUUUAUUCGUUAGAAUUCUUUUGCAUUUUUUUGAUUUUGUAAAAUUUGUAUUUUUUUUUACAUAUGAAAACUUACUGUUAUGAACGAGGUUAUUCACUCUACCAACCUCGAUUCCAGGCCCUGGGAUUAAGGUUGAUAGAACUUUAAACUAUAAAAAAUAAUUUGAAAGUCAGUCUUAUCAUGAGAGUCAUGAGAUAACAUUUUAGAUACACUAAGCGUGACUUCUUAUUUAAAUAAAACCCAAAUAUGCGAAAAUCUUUUUCGUCUUUCUUAAAACCAACUCGAAGAACAAUUAGGACUGACAAUCUUCCUCCUUCAACGUCUACCAGAAGGUGGCUGUUAGUCCUUUUACUAAACAAAAAAAAAGAAAAGAUGGCUUUACGUUGAUAUACGCAAUACUCAACCUCAUUCCCAGGGCAUUUUGAAUUGCUCCGUAAUAACAGCUUAGGCCACAAAACCAUUGGGACGAAGUUGCGCGAUACUGUUCGAGUGAUCGUGUAUCAAGUAAAUAAUUUUUCAAUGUAACAUUAAAGAAUGUAGACCUUAUACGUUGAAAGAUAACAAAACAGUUAAAGUGAA
Messenger RNA from Hydractinia symbiolongicarpus, 10874 nucleotides. Its product is annotated as fibrillin-2-like. The record is from RefSeq and is a predicted model, not a curated record. Lineage: Eukaryota; Metazoa; Cnidaria; Hydrozoa; Anthoathecata; Hydractiniidae. The transcript has 43 exons. Gene Ontology annotation, cellular component: extracellular region. The coding region runs from base 178 to 9933 and encodes 3251 amino acids.